ACAACGGAAUGGGCAAUGGCCAAGCUACUGUGCAACCAAGAAGUCCUCUCGAAAGCUCAAUCUGAACUCGAGCAAGUGAUUGGAAAAGGAAAGCUAGUUGAGGAAUCAGAGAUUGUUCGCCUCCCUUACUUACAAGCAGUAAUCAAAGAAACAUGUCGGCUUCACCCAACAUUUCCGAUGCUACUCCCCCGUAAAGCAGGAGCUAACAUAGAAAUCGGCGGGUGUAUUAUCCCAAAGGAUGCACAAGUUCUAAUCAGUGUUUGUGCCAUUGGCAGAGAUCCCCUUACAUGGGAGAACCCAAACUUGUUCAAGCCGGAGAGGUUCUUAGGAUUAGAGAACCAAAUUGAUGUUACCGGAAGAUACUUUGAGCUUAUUCCAUUUGGAGGUGGGAGGAGAGUAUGUCCUGGAUUGCCAUUGGCAAUAAGAAUGUUACAGUUGAUGUUGGGUUCACUACUCAACAACUUUGAGUGGAAGCUUGAAGAUGGAGUCGUCCCCGAUACCAUGAACAUGGAAGAGAAGUUUGGCCUAACCCUGCAAAAGGCUCAGCCUCUGAGGGCUGUGCCCAAGAAGUCAUAG
This is a messenger RNA of Argentina anserina (silverweed cinquefoil), 576 nucleotides long. Its product is annotated as geraniol 8-hydroxylase-like. Lineage: Eukaryota; Viridiplantae; Streptophyta; Magnoliopsida; Rosales; Rosaceae. The record is from RefSeq and is a predicted model, not a curated record. Gene Ontology annotation, molecular function: iron ion binding; heme binding; monooxygenase activity.